This is a messenger RNA of Penicillium riverlandense, 771 nucleotides long. RefSeq names its product alpha/beta hydrolase. Bases 1 to 771 code for a protein of 256 amino acids. The transcript is spliced from 2 exons. The record is from RefSeq and is a predicted model, not a curated record. NCBI's taxonomy places the organism in Eukaryota, Fungi, Ascomycota, Eurotiomycetes, Eurotiales, Aspergillaceae.
AUGCUUGAAGACGAGAAACCAACAAUUGUCCUGAUUCCAGGAGCCUGGCAUCUAGGCAGCACGUACGAGCCUGUUGCAGAGCUCCUCCGGAAGCAGGGAUAUCCUGCCCAUACAAUGACCUUGCUGUCUGCUGGUGGCCCUACUUCCACGACUGCUGUGGACGACGCAGAGCAUAUUCAGAGCACCCUCCUCAAUGAUCUCAUUGCCCAGGGAAAGGAAGUGGUUCUGGUUUUGCACUCGUACAGUGGAGUUCCCGGCUCAAUCUGCACCCGGGGCCUAACCCGCAAAGACCAAAUUACGGAAGGCAAGAAAGGUGGAGUGGUUGCGCUAGUAUAUGUGACGGCAUUUAUGCUUAGGGAGGGACAAUCCUUAGACUCGUUCCUAGGUGGCAUGGAAAAGAGGAAUACUAUUGUUUUCGAGGAAGACAAAGCCAUCAUGACCGAUCCAGCGGCAAGGUUUUAUAAUGACCUUGACGAGGAAACAAUAGCAAAGUGUCUUGCUUUAUUACAGUAUCAGGCCAAGCCCACCAUGUACUCCCCGCUCACAUAUGAGGCAUAUCGUGAUGUACCGGCCACUUAUCUCCUAUGCGAGAAUGACAGGGCUAUUCCGCUGGUGAAACAACAAGAAAUGGUUGAUAAGGCUGGAGAAGGAAUUAAGAUUCGUAUCUGCAAAGCAGGACAUUCGCCGAUGCUGAGCAUGCCGCAGUUGGUGACAGAUGUCAUUCACAAGGCUGCUAGUGCUGCCAGAGCCACACGAAGCGUCCUUCCUUGA